GCUACAAUUGCAGUGUCCUUGGUUCAUCUACGUGAUUGGAUUUGUGGUCGCAGAUUGUUUCUUAUUUGAUCAACGUGGACAGCAAUUUGCCUUAACGUUUUAUGACGAUGAGAACAGAAACAUCCUAAUAAUGAUAAACGGUGACAACAACACCGCAGUUACCGUUACCUAUCAAACCAACGUCACCUACUACAACCUUGACGUCAGCGGCGCUGUGACCUUCACCCUCGACUACACCGUGUGCUACAACGACACUAACAACGUGGCAGUAAACAAAGCCGUGAGGAUUGUCUCCAGCGCUCCGGUCUCUGUCUAUGUCAUCAAGAGCGGUGAUGAUGCAUCUGGAGGCUACAUGGCGAUUCCAACAGACAAACUGUCCACUAAGUAUUUCCUGGCAUUUCCCGACUCUACAUCUAAUCGACUCCACAAGUGGUCAGUCGUGUCUACGGAAGAUGACAACGUAAUUACUGUCACCCUGAGGGAUGGCAACGUGUCCAACUGUGCAAAUCACUCAAUGACGUUAACCUUAAACAAAUAUGACGUCUUCGGUGCCGAUUGCCAAUAUGACAUAACUGGAAGUGUUAUCGAAUCUAACAAGUCUAUUGCUGUUUUCACAAACACACUGUUGUCCUGGGACCAGAUGCUUCUUCCUGUUAAGUAUUAUGGAAAAUAUUUCGUUUUGCAUAACUUUGCGGACCGGCCCGGUGGCAUGACUUACAAAAUCGUGGCCUCAGAAAAUAACACUACCGUUAGCGUUAAUCCAGGUAACGACACAACGAUGAUGGAGGGAGAUGCAAUCACAUUCGAUACACUCACAGCAGGUCAGUCCUGUCUACAUGCCAGUGAACCCGUCCUCGUCCUGGCAUUUCCGACGAACAGUACAAUACCUGGCCAGACGUUCAUUGUACAAGCACAACCAAUUGAACGAUACGUCAGCAUAUUCCGGCUUGACAUCGCCAGUUCUCUAAUGGCUACACAGUCAGAUCUUUACGUGACCUUGACUUUUCACGAGCGUUAUUACUCCGAGCUGCCACCUGGUUUACAACGUGUGGCGUCCAGCAUGAGCUGUUGUAGAUACAUGACUGUUGUCCAGCCUCUCGGUGAAGUGGACCACAACAUAGUUUUACCGUUUCCAGUCGGUGCUGUUGUUCACGGAGUAGACAACGUCGGAGUUGCCAUAACGCUUGGAAUGCAGUUCGGUGCCAGGGAGUGUCCAACGCAUAUGAAAUUCAUACCUGAGACGAACACGUGCGUUGUCUUCCCAGAUGUCGGUCAGAUGAAAUGGUCAGAUGCACGUGACUUCUGUGGUCAGCAGGGAAUGCAGCUUCCCCAAUUGGACACCCCCGAAAAGAACAUCCUGAUUAGACAGUUGUAUGCACUAGUGUUAUGGACCUUUUAUAUCGGAGCUAAUGACAUGGACGCCGAUGGAGUUUUAGCCUGGCAAAAUGGCGAGGUGGUCAACUACACCCAUUGGGGAUCGAAGUUCAACCCCACGUUGACGUUAGUGAAUGCCUGUGUGUUGCUGCAUCGGUUUCAUGACCACACAUGGGCCACUAAACAGUGUACAGUCAGCCGCAGGUUUCUUUGUCAGCUCGUCCUGGACUCCCCCGUCGCUGGGGAAGACUUCGUGUGUAAUGGCAACCCUUCAGAGACUCCGCUCCCGUCUACAACUACAUUUGGUACGCUUUCUGUAGCGCCAUCUAGUGUGAUAAUGUCCAGUUCCUCAAGCGUGCCAAGCCACGUGACCGGAAAUGGGAUUCGCACGCAAUCUAGCAGUGUACCCCAACCUACCAUUCUGGAAGCAAGUGGAAGCAGCGUGUUUGUAACCCAGUCUUCGUCUCCAACGCCUACAGUCCAGUUUCCUUCAUACGAAACCAGUCCUUACUCCAUGAGUACAUUCCAACCAAUGUCACCAAUGACGUCAUCGCCAAUGACGUCAUCGCAGUAUUUCCAGAGUCCAAUAUCUCCCACCAGUACGUCAGUCUGCCAAUGUGCGUGUUCUUCCUCUCGUGAAGUUACGGAAUCCGAGUUGAAGGAAACUGUACGGCGAAUUAAACGUUAUCUCACCCUUGAUAAAAGGAACUUGACCAAUCGUAUUGGACGUUACAUAUGUAGGACUGAUGGACGCCGAAGCGCGGCAAAUAUUGGCGUUAGUGGAAUCACGUGUCUGGUCCUUGCUGUGAUUUUUGUGAUAGUUUUAGAUCUUAAGACCUUGCUACAAGGAUUAUCAACUGUACACCCGCGACAAGGGGUUAGAAGUAAAACUGUAUUUGUUUUUAAGUAAUUUAGACAGUAUAUGAACUCGGACGAUUUCCUGCAUUUUGGACCAUUACUGCUAUAUAUUAUUUGUUUCCUAUAUUGUCCAUAUUUAUUAGAUUGUUUAUUAGUAAUAUAAAUGUGUUUCACAAACGCAUUUUCGAAUUCAUUCAAGAAACAUAUAUAAUGACAAAUGAAAUGUAAACAUUGAAACGCAGGGGCGGAUCCAGGAUUUCGGAAAAGGGGGGUGUACAUAAAUCAUGUGGUCCAAAGGUUUGGGGGAAAUGCUGCUCAGGGACAUGUUUUCCGGGCAAAGAAGGGGGGUUGGGGGUUUGCACACCCCCGCACUGCCCCUCCGGAUCCGCCCCCGCAACGGUAUUACUUUUAUGUAUAUGUUAAUGUUCGAUCGUGGUAUGUGAAUGUAAUGUUUUUUUCAUAAUUUAACGCGAGUCGACCUAUUAUAAUAAUGAAAUUAAUUGUGAGAGCGCGGUCACAAAGUACGUAUUAUUUAUGAAACUCUUACUUUGAAUGGCUCCGGAGCGAAAUACUGUCACGUACAGUGAAAUAAAAUUAUCUAUAAAUGGUU
Molecule: messenger RNA, 2842 nt
Organism: Haliotis rubra (blacklip abalone)
Lineage: Eukaryota; Metazoa; Mollusca; Gastropoda; Lepetellida; Haliotidae
Exons: 5
Coding region: 131-2284 (717 amino acids)
Source: RefSeq, a predicted model, not a curated record